Anopheles stephensi (Asian malaria mosquito) is the source of this 4278-nucleotide messenger RNA. RefSeq names its product transcription factor kayak (gene kay). Gene Ontology annotation, molecular function: DNA-binding transcription factor activity, RNA polymerase II-specific; RNA polymerase II cis-regulatory region sequence-specific DNA binding. The record is from RefSeq and is a predicted model, not a curated record. The transcript is spliced from 3 exons. Gene Ontology annotation, biological process: regulation of transcription by RNA polymerase II. NCBI's taxonomy places the organism in Eukaryota, Metazoa, Arthropoda, Insecta, Diptera, Culicidae. The coding region runs from base 604 to 2214 and encodes 536 amino acids. Gene Ontology annotation, cellular component: nucleus.
UUGUAGCAAGGCAAGCAUACACGAAAAAAAAGCUCCCCCAUCGAUGAUCUACUCUCAUGACGUGCGAUUCCGCGUAGUUUUGUCGCGUGUGUAUUUGAUACAUUGUCGUUCAGGUGCCGUAAAUUGCUGGGUGUUGUAUCUAACUCGGCUCGGUAGGAUUUUCCCUUAAAGUUUUGCUCAAUUUCCGAAAGCCCGAAAGAGAUUACAAGUGCGCACCGUAAUUUCUUUGGUGGUUUGUUACGAGCAUUGGAAAUCGUCUGCACACGCUGUUUGUGUGCGUUUUGUGGUAGGCUGUGGUGUACAGUGUUAAAUUAAUACGGUAGGAAGCAGGCGGCACAAGGCUGUAACGUACAUCAGCGGUACGAUAUCCAAGCUAUCUAGUCAUAUUGCAAAACGAAGAAAACUUGAACUUGUCCUGAAAAGUACUGCAGGAAAGGUUUCCUUCGUAAACUCGUGUUGUGUUGCGCGAAGGUAGGUCAUCAGACGGCACGUGUGUAUGCGUGGACUGUUAGCGAUUGCACCAAACACACACACAUACGUACGUACACGGAUUAAGCGGUGGUCCAAACGUCAAAACAACUUAAAAGCCAGGUAGAGAGACGCAUGAUGAAGAAUCACAGCAAAACCGUAUCGGGCGCCUACGACGAUCAUUCGCAAUUCGAGACCGAUGAUAGCAAUAGCAGCAAUACCGAAAACACGCAGGAUAGCGCCAGAAGCUACACUACCACUUCCAGGCAUCAUCAUCAACAACAACAACCGGCACAGCAACAAAUGCCGCCGGAAAUACCAAUCGCGGACGGCAGUGAGAGUGGUGGUCGUAACCUCAACAAACAACCUGCCACUCUCGAUCUUUCCAUCAACGCACCGUCGCAUGCAUUAUCCAAUAUUCUGAUAUCUCGACCGUUUGCAUCAUUCGACGGGAUCGGGGUGCACAGCGGGGUGCCGACGCGCACCACGCCAACACUGACGCCCACCACGCUGAAAAACAUCGAGCAAACGUUUAUGGAGGCGACAAACGCGCAGAUCAAUCUGCCGUACCAGGCCGGCUUCGUGCCACCGUCCUACCCGAUGGAAGAUCACAGCCAGGACGGUGGCGUGAGCCAGGAAUCGCUCAGCUCCAACUCGAACGGUUCCUGGGCGGUGUCCGGUUCGCACGGUUACACCGGGGACGAUCACGAUUCCAAAUCGUCCGCCUCGCUGGAGCAACCCUCGUCCGGUACGCGCAGCCGUCGGUCGGCUACCGGUACCGAUGAGAAUGCGAAAAACGAAACCGUUACGUUUGCGAUCGGUACGGGUGGGUCCGGUACCGGUGCGCGCACCGGCGGACGUCGCAACGUUGGUGGCCGGCGCCCCCACAAACCAUCCAAUCUUACGCCCGAGGAGGAGGAGAAACGGCGGAUCCGGCGCGAACGGAACAAGCAGGCAGCGGCCCGGUGCCGGCGGCGGCGCGAAGAUCACACCAACGAGCUGGUGGACGAAACGGACCAGCUCGAGAAGAAGCGCCAAUCGCUGGCGCAGGAAAUACAGCAGCUGCAGCAGGAGAAGGACGAUCUGGAGUUUUUGCUCGAAACGCACCGGGAGCACUGCCGGCUGCAGGCCCGCCGUAGCCCGAUCGAUCUGAAACCGGUCGACCUGGACACGGGCGGGUUCGAGAAUACGGGCACGUUCGUGCUGCCAAAGAUCAAAACCGAACCGGAGGACGAGUUUGCGGCGGCGGCGGCGGCAGCGGCGGCAACCCAACAGCACCACCAACAACCACCACCGAACCAGCUCCAGGAACAGCUGGCGAUCGAGGCGGCCGAGCAUGGGACUAUUUCUAAAAAACUAAAACUUUCGCACGCGCACAGUGACAGUCUCGAGACGCCAACACCUACCAGCAGUGCCUUCGCUCCCCUUGCCGGUGUUGGGCUGGCGGGCAACAGCGGCAACAAACUGUCGGCCACACCCGCGGGCAGCAACGGCAGUCGCCCAACGCGCCCGGACAGUCUGGACGUAAAGUCUGCCGCCCAGUAUCCACUGAUCGCCCGGGGCGAUGCGGCCGGCUCGCUGGCAAUCUCGACGCCCUCGAGCGGUCUGUUCAACUUCGACAGCCUGAUGGAGGGCGGUACCGGGCUGACGCCGAUAGCGGCCCCGAUCAGCUUUCCACCGAACCGGAACCCGCUAGAGCUUAUCACGCCGACCAGCACGGAACCAUCGAAGCUGUGUAGUCUAUAGUGUGGCGCAGUGUUGGGGGGGGGGGGGGGUUUCUCUCUCAUACCGCCCACAAAAGGGUUAAAGUACGUCAUUUUUUUUUUGGGUUUCUUUGCUCUUAUUCAAUCAUUUACCGAAUGGAUUGCGCUCCCUCCGUACCGGAACCGGCAAUGGUCAGCCGUUUUUUUUUGGGCGUUUUUGUACAAUUGUUGUUGUUUUUUAUUUUAUUGGACCAUGAAGUUUACUUUAUUAUUGUGCGAAACGACAAAUUUUAAACAGUUUUUGUUUGUCUUUUUAAUUCAAAAAUGAGUUAUAUGUAGGAAGUCUAUUUUUUGCAUAAUUUAUUAUUAGUUUACAACGAUUCCUGUAUCUCCCAUUCCCUUGACGGUGUGAAGAGAGGUUGUGAGAGGCGGUUAUAGCUUUUUUUUUUAAAUUUUGGUUCUUUUCACGGAUCGAUCCGGAGGCGAGUUCGACCCGUAAGUGCAGCAAAGCAUACACGAGUUCGAACCCGUAGGUUCGGGUACCAACGCGUACUCGUCGAACUCACGGGUGGCGGUCGACCCGCCACCAUCACGAAUACGAAAAUGGAAUGCAAUCCUCUCCAGGAGAAGAAAACACACACACACACACAUACAAAACUACGGGAACAAUUCCUAUUACAGUAGAGCAAUAUUUUAAAUGUGACACCUUGUAAAUUAUUAUUAACUAAUGGGUAACUCAGUGAUUUCAACGUCACAGAGUCAUUAUUUUAGCCUUACCGGUUUAUUGUUUUUUUUUUUAUUGUGUUUCCGAGGUUAUUUUACACAUAAAAUUCCGGGAAAAGUGUAGCUGUGUUAGUGAGCUCUUGUACGACCUUAAAUCACAACCACAUUAUUUCUUCCCUUUUGUUGCUCAACCUUACUGAAAUGGGGGAGAAUUGAUGAUUUAAAUAGUUUAUUUGGCUAAGGCUUACACCGUAUACAAGCAGUAAUUAACAUCAAUCUAAAAGGAAAAACACAUUUAACACAGAUAUAUCGAUAUAUAUGUACAUGUGGCACUCUAGUAGCGAGUACUAGGGUUCGAGAGAUAUACCUCGACGUGUAUUGCAAACAGAAGAAGAAAACACAUGCAACGAAUAGUGAGAAUGGUGAUGUAAAGUAAGUUGACGCAAUUCAGAAUUGAGUGAUCGAUGCAAGGACGCAGGUCGCUAGGACUUGAGGCGAUCGUGAAACCCUUUUUUGGUGCCUAGGUGUGCAAGAAACACGCAACGAUUAGUUUUACCAUUUAAUACCAUGCGCUCUAAUCUGCCUGUUAGAAAAAGACGGCACGGCACACACACACACACCUUAAUUUAGCCACUACAAUGGCGAAAUAGGAAACGCAAGCAAAAGAGACAUUUUACUUAUACGUACGUGCGUGGGUGUUGUGUCUGCAUUUGAUUUCCGAACCUUUUUUUUGUUUUAAUAUUGUAAAAUUGAUUUCCAAUUGCGAUUGUACAGCAGGCAUGCUAUUUUGAACCAAAACACGCCCAAAAUAGUGUAACGGAGCAAUUUUGUUUUUUCGAAGUAAAACAGCUAGGGAGAGACAGAGAAAGAGAGCGAGUUAGUAAUGCCCUAACGCUAGUAAUGGCUGACUUGACACGUGUAUAGAGAGAAAGAGAGAGCGAGAGAUAGAGAGAGAGGAUAUUUACAAGUGUGUGCGUGUGUUCUUUUUAAAAAAAAUAAUUUUAACCUAUACUAUAACACACAUUGGAACGGUUGUGUCAUUUCUCGGUGUCUACACUAGUAGGGAACGUACGGUGAUAUAUGCAGUGGUAGAGAUAGUAAGCCGCAAUGAUCCUUCCGAGCGGGCGGUCUGACGAUGUUUCGUUUGGUUCAUCAUUGUGUUUAAUUUGUUGAGGAAAAGCAAAUUGAGCAGCGAAGUGAGAGCGAGAGCACACCAUACACCGUGAAACAUUUAUAUUAUACAUCAAUUAUACAAGAACGACGGGGGGGGAGUCAGAAUAUGCAAGAAAAGGGUAUCCGUUUUGUGGCUCAAAGGAAGAAAAUACAAAACCAUCGCAACGCGUGAAACUGGCAAUAAAGUAAAAUAAAUUGACAAAGAAACAUU